Messenger RNA from Daucus carota subsp. sativus, 2385 nucleotides. RefSeq names its product protein FAR1-RELATED SEQUENCE 5-like. The record is from RefSeq and is a predicted model, not a curated record. The coding region runs from base 1 to 2385 and encodes 794 amino acids. Gene Ontology annotation, biological process: regulation of DNA-templated transcription. The transcript has 5 exons. Lineage: Eukaryota; Viridiplantae; Streptophyta; Magnoliopsida; Apiales; Apiaceae.
AUGCAUCUGCAUUUGUUGUCCAUUGAUGAAAGCUAUGUGAACUGCAUUGAAAAAGGACCUCAUGUCCCCACGAAGAUCUGCACCAGUAUGGGAGCUGAUGGUGAAGACAUGGCAGGUGACAAUAAUGUUAUUCCACACAUUGAAAGCUCUGAAUCCGAAGAUUCAUCUAGUGCUCCAGAUGAAAAUCCAUCUAGUGACUCGGACUCGUCAGAUUCUGAGCAAAAUGACCAGGUCCCUCUCGCUGAUAAUAGCUCUGAGGCUACAUUGGUUUUGUCUCCUAACAGAACAAAAACAUGGACGCCUAAAUGUGAUGAUAAGUAUAAGCCUCAGCUUAAUAUGCAUUUUCCGACAUUAGAAGAUGCAUAUUUGUACUACAAGGAAUAUGGCCGACAAUGUGGUUUUGAUGUGCGUAAGUUUACCAAGAAAACUGAUCGUUUGGGGAAUAUUUUAGCUAAAUACAUGCUGUGCAGCCGUGGUGGCGACCCGUAUGCAAAUAAGCUGAGGGACCGUUCAGGUAAUUAUAUAGAGGGUCCGAGUAGGAGGACAUCAUCACAAAGAUGCAAUUGUAGGGCUCGGAUAACUCUUAAACAAGCUGCUGUCAGAGGGUUUGUGAUUAUGGGUUUUGAAGAGGAGCACAAUCACCCGCUUGCAACUGGACGUAGUAAGAUGUUCUUACGUUGUAAUCGUAAUGUUUCGGUUGCUUAUCAGGAUUUUAUAGUCGACUGUGGUAGAGCUAAUAUAGGACCAACACGUGCACAUAGUCUAGUGAAGGAAAUGACAGGUUCUUAUGAAGACGUUGGUGCCACAAUCGCUGAUUUUAAAAACUUCUCUCGGGAUGUUAAAGUCCGUAUUGGAGACCAUGACACUGACCAGCUGUUGUCCAAAUUCAAAACAAGGAUGGCCUCACCUGACGAUGCUUUUUAUUAUGAUUAUAGACUUGACAAUAAAGGUCGUUUGUCAGGGCUUUUCUGGACAGAUGCAAUUGGUCGUGCAAAUUAUGAUGUAUACGGAGACAUAAUUUCUUUUGAUCCCACCUUCCGAACUAACAGGUAUCAUAUGGUUUUUGUACCGUUCACCGGUGUGGACAAUCAUUGGAAGAAUGUGACCUUUGCUGCUGGUUUAUUAGCCAAGGAAAAUUAUAAAAACUUCAAAUGGCUGUUGAGGUCGUUCAAGAAAGCCAUGGGUCGUGCUCCCACAACUGUAAUUACGGACCAGUGCAAAGCCAUCAAGAAAGCAAUUUCGAAAUGGUGGAGUUCUUCAACACACCGACUAUGUAUGUGGCACAUAAUGACGAAGCUCCCGGCAAAGAUUGGUCCUAAGAUAGCAUCAAAUAAAAAAUUUGUUAGCAAAUUAAAGGAGGCGGUUUACUCUGAUCAUCUCACGCCUGUUCAGUUCGAGGAACGCUGGGAGGCCGUUAUUGCUGAGUUUAACCUGGAAUCAAACCAAUGGUUGUCUGAAAUGUUUGGAAUUCGAGAUCAAUGGAUUCCAGCUUAUUUCUCAGACAUUGAAAUGGCUGGUUUAUUGAAAACUACUUCAAGAUCUGAAAGCUCUAAUUUUUUCUUCCAGCAUUAUCAUGACAGCGGAGACACAUUAGUAGAGUUUUGGUCUAGCUUUGAGAGUGCUAUGGACAGACAACGUAUGAGGAAUGCAGAUGACGAAAAGAAAUCUCAAAAAAUUCCUUUAACAGACAUUUCACUGGCCAUUGAAUCAGAUGCAGCAAAUCUUUAUACUAUGGAGCUUUUUUAUUUGGUCCGAGAAGAGAUAAAGUCUGGCUGCUACCACACAAUUGUCGAGUCGAUGUUCAGGGAUGAUGACUGCUCUCAUUUUAAAUUUAAAGAUGUCCUUCUUAAUGAUCAAGUGUUUGAGCUGCAAGUUUUACUUCAGGCGAGGCUAUUAUGUCGUCAUUCAUUUGCUGCCUUGCAUCAGUGUAGUGUAAAGACUAUACCACGGCAAUUUCUUAAGGCCAGGUGGAAAAAAAAUGCCCUACAAGAACAUUCGUUCCUUGGUUCAACUCAUGUUGAUGCAGAAUGUAGCAGUAAAGAAAGGAGUAAGCUUAAGCGAACCCGUGCGUGGUUUGAAUUUAAGAACCUAAUGAACAUAUCCGGGGACGAUGAAGAGAAGAUGGACAUAAUUCUAUCCAAUCUGAAACAGAUAAACACCUCCUUUUUAGAAACAACAAGGGCACAGACAGACUAUGGUCUGGCUCACAGAGCUGAUAGGUUCAUCACCCCUGCCGAAAGCGACAGGGUAAUGAUUCAGAAUCCUGACAUAAGUCGGAACAAGGGGUGCGGAAGUAGAAUCAAGAGCAGUAGAGAGAUCUCACAGCAAGAUCGGAAAAAAAGAAAAUGCAGCAACUGUGGUAAACUUGUACGCCACAAUGCAUGA